CAUCAGGUCAGCGGCGCGUGGUUAAGGUACGGCGCAGUUCAUCUCCAGCUGAUCUACGUGCACAAGAACCAAUUCGAAUGAGCAUGUUCCCAAGUGCCAAACCCAAGCAACUAAAUGAAUUGGAUAAAAUUGAAAGAGAUGACUGGCCAGCUCCUGCUUCUCCUGCAGCUAUUCUCCCAGAAAUCUGUAAGUUAAUGUCCUCUGCCGUUUUUCUGUUCGGUUUUGAAAAAAAAAUCAUUAGAUAAUGUUUCUUAACUUUAUGCUCAUCAAAUUUAUGGUUUAAAAUGUAACCUUUUCAAACAACUACAGUGGGGGCUUGUUACAUUAGGAUUAAACGAAAUAUGCACUCACACAUGAGGCUAGGUUGUAUGUCACAUAUAUAAAUGGGGUACACUGAUUUCUUCAAUUUUAUAUGCUAGUCCUUGUCAAAUUAAGUCUGCCUUGAAUAAUUGAAUUUUAACUGUUCAGCAGUAACAUGUCUAUACAAGCAUUAAAAGAAAUAUUGUACUAUCUUUUUGACAACUUUCAUGAAAGCAGGGGCUUUUUGGAUCCCAAUAGUUUUCAGGCUUUCUUCUUCAUUUCAUAGAAGUGAUUUGCAUAGGAAAUGUAAAAGUACUUUCAAAGUUUUGUUGAUCUUGCAGUACGUCAGCGCAGGAGAAGCAGGGGAGAGAAAGAUGAUGAUGAUGAUGAAGAGGAGAUACAAGAAGAUCCCAAAAUAAAACGUGAACUAGAGGAGAUUUCUAAGAUUAAAAAUGAAAGUGGCAUCGGUCAGGUCAUCUACAAGGAACUUGGCAAGCUGAAGGCCAAGCCUCACAUGCCUUUGGACCCAUGGAAGGCUUCUCGGGCCCCGAGUGCCAAGUUUGAACCCAGAUACCGUACUCGGUAUCAGUCCCCUAUGUUUGCUUGUAAGUUAAUGUUUUUGUUUAGAAGUGUUAGUGUUUUAUUACAAAUCAGUUCAUAAAUGUUUUUAAACUCUUAAUUCUGAAAAUUGCCUUUAAAAAAGUAUAUUAAAUCUGCUAAAUAUAUUUGUGGGGAAUGAUUCAAAACGGAAAUAAAAUAUAUUUAUCAAGAGUAUAAGAAAGAUAUUUUAAAACAUUAAAUGGGCGUCACAAAAGUAUUAAAUAAAAUAUGAAUGAUUUUAAAAGUGUAAACAUGUUUUUAUAUAAUUAUAAAAAUGUUUUUCACAAUCAACUUAUGUAUCCUUAUAAAAUUAGAUUUGAUUGAGUAGCUUAAAAUUCUAUUUCUUAAACAGCCCCAUCUCGUUUUCUUGAUCGACCUCGCUAUGCAUGGGACGAUAGCGAUAUCAGAACUUACAGAUCUGCAUCAACAUUGGCUAAUUUGCCAAGUAAGUAACAAGUCAUUGUGAUUUCCAUGUAUGCUGUCUACAGAAUAUGUCAGCUGUUCCCAAACUUGGACUGAGGGUGCACUAGUCACAGUUUAUUCUAUAACUGCAUUUUUAUUUUAUGCUAUAGGAAAUGCCAACAAUUAUUUUAAGAACGUGCCCAGUAGCUCAAGUUUGGCAAGAAAAAAGAAAUAGAUUAUUGAAAAAACAAAACAUUCCUAGAAGAAAAACACAACCUUGCAUAAAACAGUGUCUGGUCAAGAAUAACUCUAUCAUUGGCUACAAUUUGACUUGGGGGGGGGGGGGGGGGUUUUUUUUUUUAAUUUUUUACAAACAAUAAAUUAUUGUUUUCUUUUCAAAAAAAAGCGUGUCAGUAAUAUGACAAUUUGCUUUAUUUUUGCCUCAAUCAAGUUACAUAUUUACUGUAUCUGGUAAUUUAUGUUGAAUAUUUACAACUUGCAUUAUUUCUAGGAAUUUUUGAAGAUUUUUGUGUGUUCAUUUGUUAUUGAUCUUUGUGUUUUUGUUACAAGCUUUCAUGUUGGUUAUAUUUUAUUGCACUUCACAUUGUAAUUUCAAGUUUAUCCUUCUGCUAUGUAACGUUUACUAUGUAAAAUGCAAUUUACGAGAGUACAAAACAAAUUUAAAUUAAAUGUUCAUAAAUAUCUUGUUACUUUUUUGAAAAAUUAUAAUUUCUAUCCAUUUAAAAGAUUUUUGAUAAAUAAGAUGGUUUAAAAUUACAGUCCAGAAUUGUCAAACAUAUCUUAAAUGAUAAAGAUUUGCUAUGCUCCAUUCAGGAAUUGUACACAUUUUUCCACAGCACCAAAGCCUGGUUAUGGCCCAUCUUACAUUGCCCCUAGAGCAGCCACAUUGCCUUUAGCUGGAGCUUAUGGCGCUAGAGUUGAUUUUGUAAGUCAUAAAGGAUAAUGAAGCUUUGAUUAGAUCAUUGAAAAAAAUAUUUAUUUGCUGAUACUUUAUUACAUUUAUUAAAUUAAACUGGGUGUUAAUAACAUUUGAAAUAAUUAUUGCUCAUUAUUACUUUUUGCAUGUACAACGUAACAAACUAUUCCAACCCAUUCUUCAGAGAUAUUUUGACUUCGGGGAAUCAGAUGGCAGGGAAAGGUCAACCCGUAAGUAGUCCUGGUUUUUUAAAAUAGUUCAUUGUUAAGUGCAUGACGCCAUACCACAGCAUUAUUUGGACUUCUCUUUCAAUCUUCUCAAAAUCUUGUUUAGUUUUUUUGAUGGCUGUGAUAGCAAAUAUCCUAUUUCUGUGAGCGAAUUAAUGAUAGACAUGAAUUCUGUGCUCCAGACACAAAUAUAUUCAAAAACUGAACUAAGUGGGGGGUGGGGUAUUGUUUUAAUAAUUAGGUGUUAUUCUUACACAAAUUAUAGCAGUUAACAGAUCAUUUAGAUAGAAGAAAUCUAAGAUGUAAUUUUAAAGCGCUUAGCUUUUAACACAGAGUAAAUGUACUAAUGGUGUCUUUGCUACUUUUUCACAAUAAAAUAUAAUUUCAUCAAUUUGACGAAACAAUAGUUAGACUCAAGUCACUCAUGCUGAAAAGUUGAGAUUUUCAAUGUAAUAUUUGGCAACGUCCCAGUGACAAACACUUAAUUUUAAAUGAUACUACGUUCUUACCAUUGCUCUAGAUACUUCAUCAUCAACACUAACAGGAGACACCAGCUCUAGGGUAAGUUUGACAUUUUACAAGAGGAAACUAUUUCUUUACCAUUUGAAUUAAACACUCUUCAUUGCAAUAGUUUUAACAUACACUAGCAACUAAUUAUCACAAAAGUCUCUUAAAAGCAAUGAGAAUGAUAACUCGAUUUAUCGAACUUGCUAAGUAUCCUCUCUUGAAAGUUAAAUUAUUAAAAAAAAUAAUUGUAAUUGGUCUUCAAUAUGAUUAUUUUGUUGUUUUUUUUUACAUCAAACUUGACAGAGACAUGACACCUCUUACACUGGUUACGAUGGGCCAGCCAUUUCUUUGCUACAGCUGCAGAAAAACACAUGGCAUACAGAGAUAGAACCCACAGUAAGUCAACAAUAUUCUGAUAAAUAUUUUCAUUUGCUUCUUACAUUAUUUUUUUCACUCUUAACUCUUGUCCUACUAAGUUUUUAUCUACGUUUAGACUGACUUUAAAGUCUGGUGCAUUACGAAAGCAAUAGAAACAACAAAAAACAACAAAUUAUUUUAAAACUCAAUGUUUAAUAGCUUUGAUUUUGAUAUCAGUAGAAAAGAAAUGAAAGCUUUGGGAAAUAUAAAUUACCUGACCCAUAUUAUAUUAAGUUUUAUUUUAGCCAAAGUCAUAGAGUAUUUACAAACAUUUCUCAUGUAUUUUCAUUUAUUUAAAUAAAUUAUGCAAAUACUCUGUCAUUAUUCCCAUUUUUUCCCCAGGCAACAAAAAAGUGCAAUUUUUGAAAAAAAGACCUGUAUACUCAUAGGAUUUUGGCGUACAUUGUACGAUUUAGAUAUGUCUUUUACAUUUGUAUGCCAAAAACCGCCAGAAAUACGAUUUUAAGAUACCGGGUUGAAAAUAUAUACAUUUACAAAAUAAAGUAAAGGGUUGGGUAAAAAAAAAAAGUAACAUGUAUGCAAGUCACUAAGCGCGAUCUAGUAACUGCAAACAGUAGUUACUCAAGUUGGUUACUGUUUGCAUCACAACCAAAAGUUGUCCCAUUGGAUUAAAAGGGGAAAUAAAAUUAUGAAAAUUGUGUAAUAUUUGGCAACGUCCCAGUGAGGAAUCCGCAGCAAUCCAUCUAGAAAAAUGUGACCUCCCCCCCACCCGGGUGGACCAGUAAAAGACAGUUUAUUUCCCCCCUUGUCUUUGUGAAGUUAAAUGGGAUUUUGUAGUUUAGUGUUUUGGAGGAGUCGAAAGCUUAUUAUAACGUAAGGGGGAGGGGGGUAAAAAAAGUUUGCAGGCAACAGUGGGGGAGGGGGUUAGAAAAUUUGACUUUUUUUGCGUAAGUACUAUUCAGGUUGCUCCUCCUAGAAUUUUUUUGCUUUGGUGCUGUACGACGUAAUUUUGUGACAUAAUUUCUUCUUAUGGCAAGUCCAGAAAGAGGAAACGCAGCAGCAUUAGAUUUUGACAUGUUUUAUAGGAUCUGAGAGAGAAUUCACAAACCAUCUGUAUGAUCUUUAAUACUCGCUCUUUCUUUCACUCAUUUACAGCUUGUGGUAGUAAUCAGACUGUAAUGUGCUAACCAGAAAUUGCGUAACAGAUAUUGAUUCUUAUUGUAAUAAAUUUUAUUUUAGCUGAUCCGACUUCGAGUUAGAACCAUGUUAAAUUUCACAAGUAACUAUUUUUUACUAAUGACAGACUGUGACAAUGUGAUCUGCACAUUCACCUAAAUAUUAAUUGAUAUCUAUAGCAGAUACACAUCUGUAAAACAAAAUGACCGCAGAUUGCAAUUUAAACUUCAGUUAUCUAUUUUUUACCACCAGUUCGCUUUUUUGACACCAGCUCAACUCAUUUCCACUGUACAUGCGAUGCGAGUGUUUAAUGUAUACAUUAUAUAUGCUGUUUGUUUAUUUAUUUACCAUUAAGAUACAGUAUUAUACGAUUUUGUACAAUUUUAGGAGUUUGGGGGUAAACAGGUCUGAAAAAAGAUCAUUUUAUUUGUUAGCCAUUAUAUAAGAACACAUGAAAAGAGUAAUUCCAUUAUUCCAAUAUUGUGUGCAAAGUUUUAUUGUUAAAAGCUCCAAAAGAAUGUAAACUUGCUUCUUCUUCUAUAUUUUGAGGGCCCACGAUCAAUGCCAUCACUUGCCAUAACAUAGUCAAGUAUUUUUCUAAAGAAUUUUUGCUGUUAGUAAUUGUAUAUGAUGAUAACAUUUUUGUAUUUUCAAUUUAUUGUAAUAUCUAUGUUGAUUUGUUAAAUUGCCAAAUUAUUUAUAUGUUUACAUAGAUAUAUUUAUUUGUGUUUUAUUUUCUCCAGAUUUAUCCUUAUGAAAAGCUAAAGAUCACAAAUUUUGAUCUGCCUAAAGAUGUGGAUACAAAUCAGCUUGAGGUCAGUUUUUUCUUGUUCUUUUAAACUUGUUACCAAACGCAAGAUGCUAAGUAGCUUCUAUAAAUUAUGGAAUUUUGCAGUCAAUUAAGACAUAUUAUUUUAAAUUCCAGAUUCAUCUCUCAAACCAAGAAUUUGAAAAUUUAUUCAAUAUGCCUAGGGAUGGCUUUUACAAGAUGGCAGAAUGGAAGCGUAACGAUAUCAAGCGCAAGUUGCAUUUGUAUUGAUUGUGGCAAACGUAGGUUACUUUUUAGUUGUUUUGAAAUUCAUAUUAAAUAUUAUUAUUUUUAAAGAAUGAGGCAGAAAUUGGAUAAUAUAAUUUAUUUAUAUAAAAAUUAUCUUCAAGAACAGGAAUAAAUGGGUGUUAUACAAGUGUAUCAAACCACAGUCUCUCUAACAAAAUAACAUUAGAUGAUUAUCUUUCAUUAUUGUGGUGGUCUUUCUUUUUGAAACUCUGAUUGUAUCGUGUUUUUUUUUAGACAGUUCAAUUUAUAUUCUGUCACCAGAAAAAUAAAGGUAUUGAAAUUUACUGCAAAUAUUUAAACAAAAUUUAAUAAGGUUAUUAUUAUGCAAAAUCUUUAUUAUAUUACAUCAGUGAAAAAAAAAUCUAUUGAAUAAGUUAAUACUUGAAAUUGCUUUGAUUAUGUUGAACCCAAACCCUAAAUUGGCUGCAUUUGAGAGAACUAGUCUUUGCUGAUGGAUCAAGUUUUAUUACUUUUAUCUAUAAUGUCAUGUUUUUUUUCUCUGCAAAUGGUGCUUAUCUAAUUUGUACAUUUGACAAACAAAAUGUAAAUGCCUACCUAUCUCCACUUAAAUGUGGUUUAGUUUUUUUGUGAGAGCUGUAUAAGUAAUUUUUUAAAAUCUCCUGUUUGUUUUAUUUUUCUUAUUUUUACCUUUUUUAUUUCAAUGUAAUCCUUGAGUUGUAGAUUAGACAUAAAAAUUGUAAGAACUCUUUAUAUUAUAUAAGAUGAAGGUAAUGCAGUGGCUGUUGAAUUCUUACAAACAAUGAAAGUGGUUUUCCAUUAUUUUAAGGAAAUCGAAUCAAUAAGAUAAAGUGUAUCGGCUUUUAUGCAACUAUAAGUAAUCUUUAAUUUGUAAGUAUUAUUAUUAUUAGAAAUAUAUUAAAUAUAACUAUUUUCUUUGUAGUUCAUGGGUUUGAAAAAUGGUUGGGUGGGCCUAUAUUAUAUAGAGAAUAAACAUUUCUCAAAACUCAAUUUUGUUAGAGUUGUAAAACGUCUGUACAUAGAGACUUCUUUUUAAAAAAAUGGGAAAGCCUGAUUUACUAUUUACUAAAUAUACAUUACAAUGGCUUGGGAAAUGUUUGCAACUUUUUUUUAAUAUGAGGAUACAAUACAUCAAAACCCAAUUCAGUUACAUUAGUGAAAAUUGUAUUUUUAGAUGUUGAGACUUUUUAAUAGCAGGUAGACAGUAGCGCACUAUUACCCAGCGGGUCAUAUAUAUGUUAGUUUUAAAUAGUGUGCUUGGUAGAAGUGGAUUUUUACUUAUGUGCAAACUCUUACAACUGACAUUUUUACUUUCAAUUUUUUUUUUUCAUGGUUGUGCAAAUUUUGUGCUAAUAUUCCUGAUUUUAUUUGUUCAGUGUAUUCAAGGCUUAGGUUGUUGUUAUAGUAUUUUAAAAACUCUUCUUUUAGAAAGUGAAACCUUAGGUUGUGAUUAUUUUACCCUAGUAUAAAAAUAAUUUUUCAAUUUAAUUGAAAGCUGUGCACUUAAAAAGCAUAGUUAUAUUAGCAAAUGGUCAAUCUUAUUGACAUUUUUUAUUACAAAUGGACUUUUUGCGUGUAAAUUUUAUUUCAUGUUUAAUUAUGCAUUUAUUUCAAAGCCCUUUUGUACCAUUUAGGACAAAGUUAUGUGUAGUUUCUUUGUUUAAGCAGACUUGUUUAUUCCUUGUGCUAAUCCAUUGGACAGACCAUAUAAAGGCCAAUACAUUGUUAUGUAUUAUUUGUAUAGAGUUGUGGUCAUACAGUUCAUGUAAACAUUUAGCAAACUUUUGUAUUGAUGUACAUAUUUUGGUUUUUCUAAACAUAGUUCUUGGUUGCCAUAAGUGACAAAUCCAGUAAAAAAUAUAUUUAUAAAAAUUGGUUUUACUUUUUUUAACAUUUUUUUAAAAUGACUUUGAAGUCUGGUUUUACAGGGUCCCUAAGGUUUAUAAAACAAUAUCUCCUCGUAUGGCAAUGAAUGUGGCUACAACUGAAGGGUUAUUUCUGUAUUUUGUAAGAGGUCGUUUACAAAUACAAGCAUUGCAAUGUGGUGCAUCUCUGCUUUUGUUUGUUUCAUUUGUUUGACUUUCAUAUACCAAUGUUUCACUAUAUAAAUUAUUCAUAUUUAUACUGCAUAAUAGAUUAAGGGGAAAGAAAAGAAUGGACAGUUUGACUUUUACAUUUAGGAAAAAAGCAGUCAGCGUUGCCUUUGAAGAUAUAAGUAAGUUUUUGAACUACAUGAGAUAAAGCUUCAGCUUUGGAUUAUACUCUUGCAUUAUUACUAUUUAGUCAUUGUUGAAACUGUACAAUUACUAUUGAUGGCAUUCUCCUAUGGUUUUAAGAUUUUUCAGUCUUAUGAAGUUAUAAUAUUUUUUACUCCCUACAAUUUUCAUGCAUUUGAUUUUUAUCAUGCUUUAUUUGGAAGUGCAAUACCCAGGUUUGGUUAACAAUUUAAUUUUUGCUAAUUAAUCUCCUUGAAUAAGCUUAAAUAACCACUAGUCAGUAAGGUCGUCAAAUAAUUGGCUUUCAUCAGUUUGUAAACCCCCCCUCACAGCAGCAUCCAAGAAACUCCCUACACUUUUCAUCAGAUUCCUAUAAUAGUAUCAUUUUAAAACUAAUUUUGUGCUAUUUUGAAUGAGCUUAAUUUACUGCCACAGAUCAACAGUUCAUAAUAAACUAGAAGUUUACAUGUUUUAUCAACCAAAAAAAUCUAAAACAUUUUCAGUGUUCCAUUGUUCACAUAAUCUCUUCUGUGUAUCAUAAAAAUUGUAUUAUAACCGAAGUGUUUUAUGUCUGAACGAAUGAAGAUGAGAUCUGAGCACUUCUCUUCCACUUGUCUAUUGUGGACGUAGCUUUCUUCAUGACUAUCAGGUUUUAUGACUCUCUUUUGCCUCACAUUUUUAAAACAAAUUAUCCUAAUAAUUUUUUUUUUUUUUUUUUAAUUUUGUUAGGUUACAAAUUUUUUGGCUUUUUUUAAUUGUGGUUGUAUCUUUCUUCUUGUCUAUCAGGUUUUAUGUCUCUUUUUUGCCUCACAUUUUUAAAACAAAUUAUCCUAAUAAUUUUUUUUUUUUUUUUUAAUUUUGUGAGGCUACAAAUUUUCUGGCUUGUUUUACCUCUGGAAAAGUAUUGACCAGGCACAGCUUUACAAAAUACAGAAGAUGCGUGCUUGCGUUAUUCCAAUAAUCCAAGUGAAUAGUUCUCUAAAUAUUAUUGCAUGAAAUUUUUAAUUUAAAACAAAAAAAAUAAAUUUUUAAGUAGAAAUAACAGAUAAUAUACCUGUACACAUGAACACAUGACACUUUUGCUUAUAGAAAUAUCUUUUACAAUGUUCACAUUUUCUUAAAGCACAUGUAAUGGAUUUUCAUGUCUACUUAUGCAGAUGCCGGUAUUAUAAAGAUGCUUUGAAUCAGUUUCAUUUUUUCGGUACUAAUAGUGUCACUAAUAUUAAUAAAACCAUUACUUCAUCAAUUUUGUUAGUAUGUUGCAUUAGCAAAGUAUUUUAUUUUUAUAAGAUUCAAAAGUAUUCUUUAAUCGCAUCGAAGCCAUAUUUUGACUUCUAGAACUAGGUUAAUAGUUAAAUUAGUUUUAAACAAAUGUAUGACUUGACAAAUUACUUAUUAAAAAAUGUCUCACUUGACAUGUCAUCAUUACACUGUAAGGUAAAACUUACUAGCAAGCUACAGAAUUAAACCAAGCAAGCCUACUACUUAGAAAGGCUAUCUAUCCUCCCUUUUGUAUAGUAUUUACUUGGUAUCAUAACCUCAUUAUUUUUAUCAUAACCUCAUUAUUUUUAUCAUAACCUCAUUAUUUUUAUCAUAACCACUCAGACAUGCCUUGACUGUCAGUCAAUCUGCUUUAUUUAAAAUAUGUGUUUUGUGUAUGCAAAGGAAUUAAAAACAUGUUAAAACCCA
This is a messenger RNA of Lymnaea stagnalis (great pond snail), 9468 nucleotides long. The record is from the annotation of a GenBank genome assembly. NCBI's taxonomy places the organism in Eukaryota, Metazoa, Mollusca, Gastropoda, Lymnaeidae.